CAAUCGGUCGCUCCGCGACGCAAAAUCGCGCGCCGCGUCUGCAGUGUGAGUGUAUGUGUAUAUGUGUGACGACGCACAGCAGCGGAGACAUAGAGAUAUAUAGGUAUAUAUAGCUAUACACAAACGUAGACUCCUUUUUCGCCACUGUACUCCUCUCGGCUCGCGCGUGCUCGUAUUCAAAAAGUCGUGUGCGCGCUUGGUAGUACACACACACAACAGUGCAAUUCGUAAACGCGCUUAUACGCUGCAGAGGUCUUGGCCUCUUCAACGAACGUCGUCGAAGCGUCUUUUUUCCCUUGAUAUCGGUGUGUGUGUGUGUCACGCCUUCGUAUAUACGUAUUCGUAUGGGAGUGUUUUUUACCUCGUUAUUUUAGCCGAGAGUGACACAAGGAGAGACGACGCCUGUCCCCGCAGUGUCCGCGAGUGUAUACACACGACUCGGCACGUAUACGAAUGAUCCUUCGGCCAUCGAGCGAGAGAGUAUAACCUCAAUCGAGACGACGAUCCCUUCGAGUUAUACUGUAUCGGUCCGGAGAGCCGUUGAGUUCGCGCGUGUGACGCUGUAUACAUACAACGCUAUUGUGCAAGUCUCUUUUUCUCUCUUACUCUUGGCUUUAAUAUAGCCGCACACGCUUUUGCUCUUUAUAGUGCAGCGUGAGAGAGAGAUACAGUGUGUGUCCAUUAUAUAUAUAUGUGUGUUGUUAGUGUGUGUGUUUGUUCUGUGUAUAUAUCGGUGGCAAGUGCGGAGAGCUGAGGAGGCUGUGUACUCUUUCUCUCGCUCUCUCGUCGUCGUCGCUCUUUCGGAGCAUUGUGUGUAUCGUAUCGUGUAUAGGCCCGCAGCCGCGAAGGACGACGCGCACCACCAGUUGCUCCGAUAUAAACAAAGUGUGCGUGUAGAGUUGACUGCGGAGUCGUCGUCCUGCAUGACGCGACACGCACGUUGCGCAUCGUUGUUAUUAACGAUAAUAUUAUGAUAUCGGUGUUUUUACAGUGUUGACUGAGUUGGUGUUGUUGUUGUUUUUUUUUAUUGUGGUGCCGAAUUGAAUCAGUGUCAUCGAUGCAGUUGUGAUUGUUAUUGUUAUCAGUGUCGCAGCAGCAGCAACGCGGUGAUUUCAACGAGCAUAAGACGCCGCGCGCUUCGAUGUGCGUCAUCGUCGUAGAGGUGUAACAAAAAAAAAGAAACGAAUUAUCCGCUGCUAAAAAGUAUCGAUAUACAGUGCGCGAGUGUGCGGGCGCGCGUAUGCUCUCUGGAAGGGCAUUUGGGUGUCGAGUGCAGCAACAUCAACAGCAGCAGCAGCAGCAGCAGCAGAGGCCGAGGCUCUGCAGCAGCAGCUACAGGAAACCGCUAUAUUGGAGAGGAAGCGGGAAAACGGCUUGCCGCUCUUCUGUGUGCCGCGGCAGAGGCGCUCGUCGUCGCAACCGGAAAACGUAAGUCGACUCCUCGUUUGACAUUCGGACGAUUCCGCGAGGCACGAUAAUAAUGCGAAUGGCGAGAUGAUCUCGGGCGUCUCAAUGAACGGGAGCAGCGGUGGUUGUAACAGCGGAGCAGGAGGAGGAGCCGGCAGUCUGGGCUCGUCGUCGGGUGGCCGCGGGGCCCGCGGACUGGCAGCCCUGCAUCGCUCCAAUUCGAGCCUCGAGCUGCCCCACAGUCCGGAUCCGCUGUCGUCGCGCGCGCCGGACUCGCCGCUCAGGCGGGAGUACGGAUCUCACGGCAGCAUCGAUGUGGUCGCGCAGUCCGUCACCAUGAACGAGAAUCUUCUGGCCAUGCUGCAGGACUUCAAUUCGAGAAAUCUGCCGCUGUCGAUCAGAGGGCCGAUGGCCUCGGAGUUUCUGUUAAGGCGUCAGCAACUGCACCAGCAGCACAUGAUGCGUCAUCAUCAUCAGCAGCAGCAGCAGUUUCAGCAGCUCCAGCAGCAGCAGCAGCAGCAUCUGCACCUACAGCAGCAGCAACAAACGACACAAGAGAGCUCGCAGCAGGCGUCGGCGAACGACGUCGACGAGGUCUGCGGCCCGACCGGCGGCUCGAGUCCGAAGCUCAGGCUCAAGCUCAAUCGGCUCUGGGGCAGCAAACAGACUCGCAACGCCAUCAGUUUAACGGAGGAGCAGCAUCAUCAGAUACAGCAGCAGCAGCAGCAAUCGACGACGAUGACGACGGUGACGGCCUCGGCUUCGUCGUCGACGUCCAUGACCAGCAGCAGCAGCGUUACCAGUCCCGUGGUGUCGGCCGACGUCGAGGAGCGACACCGUAGGAGGGCCUUCGCCCACUACGACUGCCAGUCGCUCACGGCCAAUUUGGGCUACGCGGCCAAGCUCCGGGGCAUCCUGCUGGCCAGGCGCAGAAACACGGCGACUGGCGCCUCGGCCGCCAGCUCGCUCAGAGCGUCGACGCCCGACGAGCUGCCCGAGGAGGACGUCGGCGAUGCAAAAGGUAACGAGCUGCUGGAGUCGUGCCCGUUCUUCCGCAACGAGAUCGGCGGCGAGGGCGAGCGCGAAGUGGGCCUCACGCGGCGGCCCCACAGCAGCAACGGCAGCGGCAGCGGCCUGCACCGGCCCGUGCUCGCCUACGGGGUCAGCGUACUCGAGCCCCCGGCCAACGAGACCUUGUGGAAGCACACGUGUCCGCUGCAGAAGCGCCCGCUGCCCAUCGAGAGCGUCGACGAGGGCGCCCACUACUAUCGGCGCUACUUCCUGGGCCGCGAGCACCAGAACUGGUUCGGCAUGGACGAGCAGCUCGGGCCCGUGGCGAUCAGUCUGCGCCGCGACGGCCAGCAGUAUCGCGUGGUGGUGCGCACCUCGGAGCUGCUGACGCUGCGCGGCAGCGUGCCCGAGGAGGCGCUGCCCACCAGCGGCAGGUCCCAGCAGAGCAGCAGCGGCAGCGCAGUCGGCAAGCUGCCGACGCGCGAGCUGCUCGAGCUCGUGGCGCCCGAGGUGCAGACGAGCUGCCUGAGACUGGGCACCGCGGCCAGCGAGGAGUCGCUGGCGCGCCUCGACGAGCAGGGCCUGUCCAAUCGCUACAAGGUCGGCGUGCUCUACUGUCGCGCCGGCCAGAAGACAGAGGAGGAGAUGUACAACAAUCAGCACGCGGGCCCGGCCCUGCUCGAGUUCCUCGACUCGAUCGGCCAGCGCAUCAGGCUGCUGGGCUUCGAGGGCUACAAGGCCGGCCUGGACACGCGCACCGACUCCACGGGCACGCACGCCGUCGCGGCCCAGCAUCGCGGCGCCGAGGUCACCUUCCACGUCUCCACCAUGCUGCCCUUCACGCCCAACAAUCGGCAGCAGCUGCUGCGCAAGCGCCACAUCGGCAACGACAUCGUCACCAUCGUGUUCCAGGAGCCGGGCGCUCUGCCCUUCAGUCCGCGCCGUAUACGCUCGCAGUUCCAGCACGUGUUCAUCGUCGUGCGCGCCCUCAAUCCCUGCACCGAGAACACCCAGUACACGGUGUCGGUGUCGCGCAGCAAGGAGGUGCCGGUGUUCGGGCCGCCGGUGCCGCCCGGCGCCACCUUCGCCAAGGGCAAGCACUUCGCCGACUUCAUACUGGCCAAGGUGAUCAACGCCGAGAACGCGGCCCACCGCUCGGAGAAGUUCGCCACCAUGGCCACGCGCACCCGCCAGGAGUACCUGAAGGAUCUGGCCACGAAUCACGUGACCAGCACCAUGGUGGAAACCGGCCAAAAAUUCUCGAUGCUAUCGUUCAGCAGCAAAAAGAAGACACCGGUGCGACCGCGAUUGUCGUGCGACGCGUCGCAGCGAGGCGCGAUCUGCUGGCAGGUGAUCCUCGAGGACAGCAAUCAGAACACAGACUGCUACCUGGGCAUAAGCGUCGACACGAUCGUACUCGUCGAGGAGCACUCGCGUCAGAUCGUGUUCGUUUCUCCCUGCGUCAAUGUUCUGGGUUGGCACGCGCAGACGAACAGUUUGAGAUUGUACUAUCAUCAAGGCGAGUGCAUAACGAUACACGUGCGUGGCGAUUACGGCGACCGAGACGAGCUGAUGGAGAUAGUGUCGCGUUUGCGCGCCGUCACCCAAGGUACCGCGGCCUCGGAAUUAUCUCUGAAGCGCAACAGCCUCGGGCAGCUGGGUUUUCACGUGCAGCCCGACGGCGUGGUCACGCAGGUCGAAACGAUGGGAUCUUCUUGGCAGGCCGGUCUCAGGCAAGGCGCUCGACUGGUCGAGAUAUGCAAGGUGGCCGUGUCGACCCUCAGCCACGAUCAAAUGGUCGAUUUGCUCAAGACCAGCGCUCAGGUCACGAUAACCGUGAUACCGCCAGGACCCGAUAACACUCCUCGAAGAGGUUGCAGUCUGCAAAAUUGCCAGUACUUGGCUACGAACUACGAAGGUGACUACGAGAACGUGACAAAUCCGGAGAGCACGCCGAGUCAACAAACCGCUCUGCCGCACCAUAGGAAGUACGAGAGGUCGUUCAGUCCGCCGCGUUCGAGUAACAGUUCGGGCUACGGAACGGGCUCGAGCUCCCGUUCGUUCAACGAUCCGCGAUUUCCCCUCGAAGGCACCAUGACCAGUACGAGUAGCGGUCACAGUAGCUCUGAAGAUCGAUGGUACGAAAUGCUGGAACAUCAAGAGCCGGAGCAUUCGAAUGGUACGCCACCGCCAUUGCCGGCGAGACAGAAUCAUCAGGGUGGCGCAACGAGCAACGGCCGACUCAACGCUUGUACUCCAAAAAAGGAGAAAGAUUCUCAUUAUUUAGGCGGUAAGAAUUAUGACAUCAGACGCGAUGAUCACCUGCACGGCAAUGAUGCAAAGGACGGUAAUUACGCGUCGCCUCGGGCCAUUCAAGAGAGCAUGAGACACGAUAAUUAUCAGCGAAUCGAUAGUAUGCAUCAUCGCAAUCAAGAGCACGCAAUAACUAAUAAUAGCAGCAAUAACUACGUUAAACUACAGAAAGAAAAGUAUGAAACCAAACAAGAAAAUAUUUACACUUCGCGAAGAGAGCUUCAUAAUAAAAUUGAAGGUCAUCAAAAAGUCGCGGUAACGAAUUCUUUACCGGAUGCUGCAAAUUCUGUCUACAAGCUUGCUAAAUCGAGUAGCAAUAACAAUCUAGUGCGAUAUGAGUAUGAGCAACAGCAGCAACAGUCCAUGCCUCACAUUGAGAGCAAACUCAAUCGAAGUUCCAAGUGCUACGAAGACAUAAAAAUCAGUGGCGAUGAAAAAUUCGAUCACAGACGCAGCAAGUACGAGAUUGAAAUGCUGCAACAAAUGGAUCUCAACGGCGAUUCAAAAAAUGAAAGAGAAGCUCAAGGACAGGAAUUUAAACUUGGCGAGAAAGUGACGUGCCUGAAAACAAUUAUGACUGAGAGACCUGUGCCGCAUAAAAUCAACAUAGAAUAUAGACCCAAAGAAUUGACAUCAAGCUUACCAGCUGAAGUCAGUAGGCUAAACGACAAUGCAACGGAUAUUUCUACGCUUCCUAGUGAAGAUGAACUAUCAAAUGGUUCUGGAAGUAUUUCACCAAGAUUGCGAAGAGCAAAUAAACAUCGAACUCCUGGCAACUUGACGCCUUCGAGCAACGGUUCGAGAAAUGAGAGUCCUCGACCGAAAUCCGGAGCUCGCAGUUCUCAUCGUAACUCCGCUAAUUUGGCUUCGAGCACGUUGCAAGAGGAUCUUAUGAAACUUAUCAAUCCGGACUUUUUUACCGAUGACGUUCAUUCGAGCCCAAAUUCGAAGAAUUUGCAAAAUUCGAACAAAACGAAUAACAAUAUCGUAGAGAUUCAAAAUAGAUGCAGGUCGCGUGAAAAUCUGUGUGGAAAUAGCAACUCGACGCUUGCUGUUCUGCCGAAUGGACAAGAGAACGGCAAUCCUGGAUCCGAGGUCAUUUUGACGAUAGCCCGACCAGCCACUGUGAUAUCGAAUGCAAGCACAGCCUCCAGUCCGGCUCCGAGUGAAAAUAAAUUAUCAAAAGAAGAAAGAUUAUCGCCACGCGUGACAAAAACGCCGCAGCAAGCGACUAAAACUCCGAGCAAUAUGAUAAGCAAGGAAACCAAAAACUCUACUGAAAUUGAUAAUAAACAUUGGACGAAUAAUCGCCACGAUGAAAUGAAUAGUCGGAUAUCUAAAUACAGUCAGGAACGACCAGCUGAUAAGGAAAGCAUGAAUACGAUUAUAAGCCCACCUUCAGACUUGCAGAGCCACUUAUCUAGCUUAGAACUUCGAGUUGCUCGAGAAACGCGCCGAAGGUUGUCAUUAGAAGACGAAGUCCGAAGAUUGCGCGAUGAAAAUCGCCGCUUACAAGACGAAAAUCAUGCGGCAACUCAGCAUAUAAAGCGUUUCACCGAAUGGUUCAUGGUCUAUUACCACUGAAUCAAGCUCUCUUGUUCUCAUUUUCAUUCGCAAUCGUCUUAACUAUAUGGUAUAACUUUAUAUUUAAAUUGAUUUUAAGUAAAAAAUUGAGCGUAUGAAUUUUUACUAUAGUUUCAUACAAUUUUUACGAAACAAUUAUUUGUGUAAAUAAGAAUUUCAAUCUUUACAUUUUAACUUUAUACUGUGAAAUACUUUUAACUAAUUAUUAUAAUACUAAUUUUAACUUUUUUAAUGAAAAAAAAAUUUGCAUUGAUGAUUUUAUUAGCUUAUAAACUAAUUCUUGCAAACAUAGGUUUCAAGUGCAUAAUAUUACUCCAAAUAAUUUUACGUCACAUCUAAGAUUUUUCGAUUUAUUAUUAUUGAUAAAUUCCAAAACCAGAAUACGAAAUUGAUUAUCAAGAAAUUCAAAUCGUCAAGAUGUUUCGUAUCUUAACUUUUUUGAAAUUGUAAAUAAAACAGUAUUCAAUUAUAUACACUUGAUGUUUUUGGCAUUUAAAUAAUUUAUU
Molecule: messenger RNA, 6821 nt
Organism: Trichogramma pretiosum
Lineage: Eukaryota; Metazoa; Arthropoda; Insecta; Hymenoptera; Trichogrammatidae
Product: signal-induced proliferation-associated 1-like protein 2
Exons: 13
Coding region: 1495-6315 (1606 amino acids)
Biological process (GO): activation of GTPase activity; regulation of small GTPase mediated signal transduction
Cellular component (GO): cytoplasm
Molecular function (GO): protein binding; GTPase activator activity
Source: RefSeq, a predicted model, not a curated record